CAUUGAUUCGUGUGUGUCGCAAGACUUUGCCAGUUGCAGUUGCAGUGUGGCUUCAAAAUCAAACUAAAGAGAGAGAGAGAGAGAGAGAUAGCGAGACCCUGAAAACUGAAACUGAAUCUAAAGUGCAGCCAGCAAGCAAAGCAAGCAACAAAAAACUCUAAGCUCAAAGCUGGUUUGACUCGAUUCGACGGACGAGCCUCCUCCGAGCUCCGACUUGCUGCUCCACUUUCUGCGGCUCUGUCGACUCUGUCGCUGACUUUGGCUCUGACUCUGGCCCCGCAGCCGAUAAAGGCAAUAAACAAAAGACAACAAACAGCCCACAGACGUACGAAUCGAGAGAGUUGCUAUCGCUUUUGCCUGCAAACUGGUUACAGGCCUGCCAGCAGCUUCAAGUUGCAACCUGAUGGACUACGCUGUGGAUUUUUACGCGGAUAUGGGACAAAUCGCACGAGAUGUAAGUACACAGCAGCCACCACAGACUUUGAUAUGGAUGAUCUCGAUGAUUUGGAUCAAGUGACGCAGGUGAUCGGCUAUCAUCCACAUUUUCACGAUCACUUUCUGCGCACCCAGAACUUCAUAAUGAAGGGCGACGGACCGCUGCCCAAUGACUACAGAUACUAUCUGGCCAUAAUUGCUGCUGCUCGACAUCAGUGUCCGUAUUUGGUGAAGCGCUACGAGAAGGAGUUUAUCAAUCAGGGCGGCAGCAGCGAUUGGCUGCGCGGACUGAACCAUAUACCCGCCAAACUACGUGCCAUAUACGAUAUCAAUAAAAUAUUAGCCCAUCGCCCCUGGCUGUUGCGCAAGGAGCAUAUUGAGCUUUUGACAAAGGGCAAAAAUAGCUGGUCCCUGUCGGAGGUGGUGCACGCAAUGGUCCUGCUAUCACAUUUCCAUUCUUUAUCUUCAUUUGUGUUCUCCUGCGGCCUCACACAAAAGCUGGAUGGCUUGUCUAGUCCGAAAUUGAAGAGUGCUCCUGCUGCUCUGGUGGGUGCAACAGCAAUAACAGGAGAAGCAGCAGCAGCAGCAGCAGGUGCACCAGUGCCGGUGUCGGUUGUGCGCCAAACCACAACAACUCCCAUUCAUCAGAAAACAGUUCUGGGUGAGAUAUCGCUGAACAACGGGAGCAGCGGCGUUGGCGGCACAAAGCCGGAUUACAAUACCCAAAACGCAGCAAGAAACAAUGGAAAUGCAGCCACAACAGCACCUGGUGAUGGCUCUGCUGCGAAUGCGGGUGCUGCUGCUGCUGCUGUUGGGGCAGGGGCAGCGGCUCUCAACGGAUAUUUGGCAACGGCACAGCAGCUGCCACAGCAGCAUGGCAUCAGUGUGGAGGCUCUGAUGGAGCGCAUGAAGGUGCUCUCCCAGAACCAGGACGAGUGCAGCGAGGCAGAGCUGAGCAGCCGAUUCAAGAAUGUCGAAAUGCAAACAGCUGAGCUGGCUCCAGCUGUGACGCCAGAGGCAGCAGUGGCACUGCCACCGAACAUCUCGCACUACGUGGACGAUGCGAACUUUAUUUACCAGGACUUUGCGCGUCGCGGUGCAGAGAAUGUGAAUACGUUUCGCAUACAGGAUUACUCGUGGGAGGAUCACGGCUACUCGCUGGUGGAUGGGCUGUACAACGAUGUGGGCACCUAUUUGGAUGCGAAAUUUCGCUCGGCCUACAAUCUCACGUACUGCACGAUGGGCGGCAUCAAGAAUGUGGACACGUCCAAGUUUCGGCGUGCCAUUUGGAAUUAUAUACAGUGCAUCUAUGGCAUACGACACGAUGAUUACGACUACGGGGAGGUGAAUCAGCUACUUGUGCGUCCGCUGAAAAUGUUUAUUAAGACCGCCUGUUGCUUUCCCGAGCGUAUUACCACCAAGGAUUAUGAUAGUGUGCUUGUCGAGCUGCAGGACAGUGAAAAGGUUCAUGUUAAUCUGAUGAUAAUGGAAGCCCGUAAUCAGGCCGAGUUACUCUAUGCUCUGCGCGAGAUAAUGCGCUAUAUGACUUGAUCUCAUUAAGUGAAUAAAACUCUACAUCUACAAUAUACGUAAACCACACCAACACAAACACACACACAAAACACACACACAAAACACCCACACAUGCACAGGCAAACAUGAAACAUUUUGUUAUUUUUGAAAGUGCUACAGAAACGCAGCGAAGGGAAGAGGCAACAGAAGCAGCAACAAGGAACAAUGAUUUGUGCAAUAAAAAAUCAAAAAUCAAAAAUCAAUUAUACACUCUGCUACAUAAUACGUAUUCCAAUAUAGAAAUCAAAACUG
Drosophila guanche is the source of this 2259-nucleotide messenger RNA. RefSeq names its product sestrin homolog. Gene Ontology annotation, biological process: negative regulation of TORC1 signaling; cellular response to leucine starvation; regulation of response to reactive oxygen species. The record is from RefSeq and is a predicted model, not a curated record. The coding region runs from base 487 to 1986 and encodes 499 amino acids. The transcript is spliced from 8 exons. Gene Ontology annotation, molecular function: oxidoreductase activity, acting on peroxide as acceptor; L-leucine binding. Gene Ontology annotation, cellular component: nucleus. NCBI's taxonomy places the organism in Eukaryota, Metazoa, Arthropoda, Insecta, Diptera, Drosophilidae.